ACGCCUUCACUUCCAUACUCUAAUAUUACUAUGCAGUCUACUAAUUCUCUUUUUACCUUUCCCUUCUGACAAAAUGUAUCAUGUUAUUAUGUUAUUAACUACUUCCGCAGUUCGUCAACGUGUAGCGUCUGUUAACAUCUAUCAAUGAACAGGAUCUAUGGGUGUUUAAUGUCUGUAGGCGGAGUCAGGCGGAUUUGCAUCUUUGGUGUAGCCUCGAUUCGUAGUUAGCAACGUUAGCCCUACCUUGUAAAUGGAAGUGAUGUGUGUAGUGACUGGAGUGCCGAGCAUCUGAGGAAUAUUACUCUAAAGGUUCUGCCAUGACAACCUGAACAGCUGCCAACUAUUCUCACGGUUCACCUGCCCAGACAUCACAGGCCGAGGUCAAGCGGCUAAAUCCCCGGACUGUGUGGAAAAUACACCGCUUUAAAUGGGAUGCAAGACUGAUUGGAAAGGAUAUCUUGGUUGUCUCCUGGAAAAACGCGUUGGAUUGUUUGUAGUUUAAACUGGUGCAUCAAUGGACAAGGAACCAGUGCAGAGCCCUGGCAGAGAGCCCGUGGAAGAAGAUGUGGGACAAAACACAGAGAAGACCCCCAGUGAGGCAGAAAACACCUCAGAGGCAGCAUCAGCACAGGAUCAAUCGACACCUUCAGACACUAUCGAUGCAGAGGAAACCCCCAAGUCAGAUCCUGUCCCAGAAGAGACAAAGGAGGAGGCUAAGGCCAUUGGUGGUGAGCCUCCUGUUGACUGGUUUGAGCCCCUUGAGGAGGAUGAUGAUGUCAAUAGCACGGGUAACAAUGAUCCAGAGGUGGAAAGCCUAGCAGGAGAGAGUGAAAGGAGUGAGAGCGUGGCGGGCAGUGAGAAGGCCUUCAAAAAGAUUUAUCAGCUUCACAUUCCUCGCCGUAAGCGAUCACAUCCUGAUGAGGGAUGGGUGGAGUGGCCUGUACUUGGAGAGGGUUGGAAACGCAAAGAAGUUGUCCGGCGCUCAGGUUCAAGCAUUGGCCAGAAGGAUGUUUAUUACCUGAGUCCACGUGGUGAUCGACUGAGAAGCAGAGUAGAGCUGGCGUCAGUGCUGGAGGGAGUUCUUGACUUGUCAACAUUUGAAUAUAAAACAGGGAAGUUCUACAAUGGCGAAGCACCACCAACAAGAGUUCGAAACAGAGCGAAGAGAAAGAUACGAGAGCGUUCUUCCUCGGAGUCCAGCUGGAUGGAGAGAGGAGAAGGGGCGGACACUCCAGACUCCCACCACAGGCUCACUCCAAGCCAGAGCCUCAAAACCAUCCACUCCAACCAAACAAGUUUCUCCAUGCAGAGUACAAUGGGAACUCCAAACCAUGGUGCUUGCAAUAAGGAUGCAGUACACGAAGAUAAAAUUAAACUUCCCCUUCCCUCAUCAUCCAGAUCGAUCCCGCUCCCCUCCAUAAAUGGAGAAAUCGGGUCAGAGGACAGCACUCUGAUCUGUGCCAGAUGUGGUAUUUCCUUCACAGGGACAUGGUACGACAAGCAAAGAAAGAGGCCCUCCUGUCCCACCUGUUGGGCCUCAAAGACAAAAGAACAUCCGAUGAUUCGUUUUAGAAAGUGGAUUCCUUGUGGGCAGUGUGUCGGAUGCCAUAAUACAGUUAAUUGUGGACAAUGUGCCAACUGCAAGCAUGGACUGCAGAGCCCUGAGACCCGAAAACGAAUAUGCCGGAAACGCAGGUGUAUAUGUCCUAUUCGUAAGGGCCCUGGAAGUGGAGGCUUCCUGCACCAGAGACCUCAUAAUGACAUUCCUGAAACAUUUGAUGACAGCAUGAGUUUCCAGGUGAUGAAAACAUGUGUAAUCAAAAGUGAAAUUACGGACUCACAGCACCCGAGUCUCAAAAGCAGUGACACUGAGAACUUCUCAGUUAACGUGGACGUAGAUGACGACGAAGACAUGUCAACCGAUGACGAUGAUGAUUGGCAUAAGAAGCGGAAGCGGCGUUCCUGUGGGGAAUGCAAAGCCUGUCUCUGCAGGAAAGACUGCGGCACGUGUGAUUUCUGUAUAGACAAACCCAAGUUCGGAGGUAGCAACAAAAAGAGACAGAAGUGUCGUCUACGUCAGUGUCAGAGACAGGCAAUGAGACACUUGCUACCCUUCCAGAUGGGACAAGGUGACUAUGGGGCAGAUAAUCCACUACUCCCAGGCAGGCCAAGGCCUCACUACACAUACAGUCGAAAGUCAGGUUUAAAGAAAAACAAGGGAGCACAACUUGGCAUGGACUUCACUGACAAUGAAGAUGAUGACAUUAACUUACAAAUGAAUUGGAGCUCCGAGCCUGCCGGCGGUAGUAAACUCGCUUAUGAGAUGAACUUGAGAAACCACCAAUCAUCUAUGCAGUUAAAUCAUUCAGAUUUUGGAGUGCGAAAUGGGCUGCCUGACAGAGUCCCUCACAUCGGCAACCAUAACAACUCCCAUCUAGACCAGCUAAGCAGAUGGGAUGGAGACAAAUCAUUUGUAGGCAGAGAUGGUCAAAGGCAUGUUGAAGACGAAGAGGAAGAUGAAGAAGAGUUGCCCAUGAUUACGCAGAUCUUCAGUUUAGCUGAUAAUCCAGCCGGGACUGGUGCGGACAUUGAAAACCACCUAAUGAAACUGCUUAAGUCUUUACGUUCCUCUGUACUGCCAAUCCUAUGGUAUGCCAUAAUGGUGGAGGGCCCGCAGCUGCAGCUUAUCCAGUGUGCUAAACAGUCCAACAUGGCCGACACCAUAGUGUUGAUCGACCCCGGCUUCUGCUAUCAGGUCACCGUCCAAAAGCAGCCGCUGCUCCCCACCCACCCGCUGUACGACGACUACCCGGCACGCUUGACCUCGGUGACUGAAGUGGUGAAUCUGCUUUUGGGUCUGGAGAAGUACGUGGUGUGCCAAGGCCUGCCCCCCAAAGAGCCGUUAUCUAAUAAAGACCCAAUCACACUAGAGCGGGCGUCAACAUGUGAUUUCUUGGUUAAGAAAAACGUGAGUAUCUGUUUUAACUGCAGAAUGCUGCGAGGAUGAGAACUUUUAACUUCUGCAGAAACAGAACAAAAAUCUACGACCAUAUUGGAGACCACCAGUCCUAUGGUACAACUCUGUGCCAUUUAGUUCAUUUUGGUUUCUGAUUUUCUUUUGGUGAUAACAUAAGACACUUUACAGAUUUACCUCUGGACUGUAUUAGUAUGAUUUGUUUAUCUGAAGAAUCACCAAAGGCAUUCCAGGAGCUGUGACAUUAUAAUCCAGGUGCGUUUCUUUCUCAGAUGUCUUCUGUUUUUUGUUUUUUUUUUCUUGUGUCAUGACUGUUAUAUCAGAGUUUGGACAGUGUGACGGGUAGAGGUCAAAUCUGUUAUCAUGCUGUGUGGUUAAUGUGUUGUUGGUCGAUCCACACUCUUACUUGAGGAAUCGAUAACCCUCCCCAAAUUGGAUCUUUCAGCCCAAAAAUAACAUUAUUAGCAAUGAACCUGCUUAUCCUUUAAUCCCAUGUUAACAAUGUUAUCAUGCAUCCGUAUUCUGUAUAAGAUAACGAGUGGAGCUGGCCAGCAUGUUUUUGUUGAAGUUCAUUUGCAUCUUGUCCCCCUUUUCCAUUUUAUAGAAAAUUAUUGAUUUUAUUGAUUCAUCAAAGGUUUUGAUAUUUAUCUGUGCAUUACUGGCUCCGACUUAAUGUUUAAAGUUCUAAAUGAUUGUGUUUUCCAGUAUAUGCAAAAAGAAUUGAAAAAGGAGACUUUGAAAUGUACUUUUUUGAUAUUAGACUCUGAUUUCAUUACAUGGAUUUACCUCCACUUUAGAUUUUUUUCAAUUUAAAAAAAAAAAAAAAAAAAAAAAAUUGCUUUUCAAUAUUGAAUCUCACUUCAUGUGAAAACUGAUAACGUAAAGAUAAAUAUCUACAAAUUGACCAAAUUAAGUACAACUGUAAAACACAAUAAGUGACUGCCCAAAUAUUCACCCCAUUUAUUAUGAUGCACCUAAAUUAUUAGUAAAUGACACUGUAUGUUGAGUAGAGAUCACCCGUUAACAAGUGUACAACAGAGUUAGUGAAUAGUACCAACUGAGACGGAUACAAGAACACUGAACAUCAUACGGAGCAUGAAGGUCAAUCAUGAUGAUCUAUGGCUCCAUGGUGAGUUAUGAGACGGUAUUCAGAAAACAACUGUUGCUUCAACAGUUGCAGCUUUAUGUCAGUGAGGCAAAUCCACUGUUAAAAAAAACUGUAGACGUCUGAGGAAGUGAUCACCAGAAGACGUGGGCGACUAAAACAAAGUGUAAGAAUGUGAGUGUUAGUAAGCUAUGUGGUCUGAAGGGAACAAAAUUGAGGUUUUUAACCAUUAUGCUAAAAGCUAUGUUUGGUGUAAGACAAACACUACACAUAAGCAGAAAGUCACUAUACUCAGCAUGAAAGUUUAUUUUCCAGACAACAACCCAAAACAUAAAGUCAAAGCUACAACAACAAUGUUGUCUUGCAGUGUACCAGUCAGAGUCCAAACCGCAGGGCUCUGAAACUCUGACAAUACGACAAAACAAAACAGUAUAAUGUGAAAAGGUUGGGUUCAUUUUUACAACCGUUGUGAUUAAUGUUGUAAAUCUGUUGUGCCAUUUGAAAUCAUGAGAUUCAUUGAACGUUAAUCUUGCUAGGACGUUAUUUUAGUCUUUAGUAUUUUUGUCUUUUCCACAUUCAUCAAAAUUUUUGGGCUGAUGCAGACAGGACAUGAGCUGGUUUAGAUCGGCAGAUUGAACAUGUGCUGACAUUUUACCACGCAGAAACCAGAAUACCUUUAGUAUGAAUGUUUUUUUUUUUUUUUUUUUAGUGAUAUCCUCAAAUAAAACUGGUUUUGUAGCCAAAAGUCAUUUUACAGAUGACACUAUUUAUUAAACUGGUAAAAGUGUGUGAAACCUUCUUAAAACAUGUCCCUCCGUUUAUCUUCUAGUCUAGCAUUAUUCUCAGUAUUUAAUGUAUUUUAAAUCUUUUGAUGGAUUUUUAAAAUUGAACUAUGUAAAUUUAAAAAAUAAACUUUUUUGGCCCGUCCCUUCUCCAUUGCAAUCCUGUGAUUUUAACAAUGUGAAAGUUUAUGUAUCCUUAGCAUAAAUGAUUUAUUUUUAUUAUCAUGGUUUCCUCAAGUAACUGUGCACAUUUUGAAAUGUUUGGGGGCAGUUAAUUUUUCUUUUAGAACCUGCUGUUAGUCUUUGAAUUCAAACAUAUUUACAGAAUUGACAUGAAAGGUUUUCCAUAUUUCCUGUCUGUCUUUUUGAAGGCAGUGUGAAAAUAAACUUUUCUUGCUGACUCCUUU
Molecule: messenger RNA, 5268 nt
Organism: Thunnus maccoyii (southern bluefin tuna)
Lineage: Eukaryota; Metazoa; Chordata; Actinopteri; Scombriformes; Scombridae
Gene: mbd1b
Product: methyl-CpG binding domain protein 1b
Exons: 17
Coding region: 515-3007 (830 amino acids)
Molecular function (GO): DNA binding; zinc ion binding
Source: RefSeq, a predicted model, not a curated record